Molecule: messenger RNA, 1547 nt
Organism: Dioscorea cayenensis subsp. rotundata (Guinea yam)
Lineage: Eukaryota; Viridiplantae; Streptophyta; Magnoliopsida; Dioscoreales; Dioscoreaceae
Product: protein ECERIFERUM 26-like
Exons: 2
Coding region: 90-1415 (441 amino acids)
Molecular function (GO): acyltransferase activity, transferring groups other than amino-acyl groups
Source: RefSeq, a predicted model, not a curated record
AACCUUCAAUAAAUAAACCACCAAACCAAACAAAACACACACUCCACGUCUCUCUUGAAAAAUCCAGAGAAUUUUCCGGCCAGGAAGCCAUGACGGCCGGCGAGGUCAAGAGAGUGAAAGAGGUAGCAAAAUCCACGUCAGUGUCAAUGACUCCGGUGAGGCCAGGGAAAACUUACCCACUGUCACCGCUAGACCACGCCAUGGCUGCGCACACGUUGCACCUGGUGUUCUACUAUAAGGCAGGACCGGAGAUGGAAGAAGAUAAGCUGAAGGAGUCUUUGUCGGAUGUGCUGUCGCACUAUCCGGCGAUGGCCGGAAGGUUGGUGAGGGGGGAAAAGGAUGGGAACUGGGUGGUAAAAUGCAAUGAUGCAGGAGUGAGGGUGGUGGAUGCUAAGGCCGGAGUGACGCUGGAGAGAUGGCUGGAGACGGCGACGGCGGAGGAGGAGAUGGACCUGGCGCACUGGGAGCCCAUGGUUGAAAAUACUUCUAUUUGGUCUCCUUUUUAUAUUCAGAUAACUGAAUUUGAAGACAAGGCAUACGCAAUAGGACUAAGCUGCCCACACAUGCAUGCUGAUCCAACGUGCGCCAUGCUCUUCAUCAAGGCCUGGUCCGACGCUCACCGCCAUGCAUGCAUCAUCAACCCUCCUUUCUUCCAUCCUCCCGGCCUCCGUUCCCGUCCUCUACCCAACCCUUCUUCCCCUCUCCUCUCCUCCAAAUCCAAUUCCAUUUCCCAUUCCUCCUCCUCCUCCUCGUCCUCCUCCUCUUCCAAUAAUAUCUCCUCAGCCACCUUUCUCUUCUCCGACUCCUCUCUCAAAUCCCUCCUCUCCGAUCACCACCUCACUUUAUCCCCACAACUCACUCCCUUCUCCAUCCUUGCUGCCCUUUUCUUGUCCCGCAUUGCCACCGGAAACACAUUCACUGUUUGCACUGACUUCAGGAAACGCAUGCACGCGCCGCUGCCGCAUGGCUUCUACGGCAACGCCAUGCAUUUCUCGUCGGUGACGGCAGAGCUGGAAGCCGGUGUGGGGAACGUGGCGGAGAGGAUAGCAGCUCACGUGGCCGGGUUGGAGGAGGAGGAGUAUUGGUCGGCGAUCGAGUGGGUGGAGGAGGAGAUGAUGAUGAUGAAGAAGAAGAAGAAGGUUGAGUUUCCGGUGUACGGCCCUGAGCUCACGUGUGUGAACUUGGAGCACGUGUUUGGAUAUGGUGCUGUGUUUGAUGAAGGAGAGAAGGGGAAGCCGGUGCACAUGAGUUGCCGGAUUGGUGGGGUGGUUGGGGAGGGGGUGGUGGUGGUGUUGCCGACGCCGGAGGAGGGGAUGGGACGGACGGUGGUGAUUAGUUUGAGGGAGGAUCUGACGGAGAGGAUUUGUAGGGAUGAGGUCAUUGCUAAGUAUGAACCAGUGCUUAUGUUUCAUUGAUAGAAGGGUGGUUAAUUUGGUGACUUGUGGAAUAAUGUUCUGUUUGGAAUCUUUGGAUUGAUGUUUGUCAUGCAUGGACUUGAUUUGAGUUUGAUUUUUAAUUGUUCUGAGAAAUCUAUUAUUUGAAUUUUA